AUGGCAGAAGAAUUUGCAAGAGAGAAAAAGCAGAUGUUUCCAGCUCUUUCGAGAGAAACAACACAUGGCAAGGUGAAUGGGGGUUAUGUACUCACUAAAUCCAUGCACCCCCUGCCCAUUUGACCUUCAAACCCAGUUCCUUUCCUUCUUAUGCCCAAUGUAUGGCGAUAAGAUCCAUAUGGACCCCCCAUAUAAGUAUAAUAAUUUUGGUGACUAAUUUGAUGCCUCAUCAUCAGAAAACAUAAAAUGGAAUGUGAAUAGUCAUAGAAGAGAUUACUUUACCGAUAUAUGCAUGCAUAAAAUCGUUAUAAAUGAUUCUCUGUUUUAGGCAUCUUCCAUUAGAGCCAAGCCAACAAAGAGAAAUACGUCUUCGGGGAUCAAACUCCCACCAUGUCUUAAUAAUCGGAUUCCGAUGCUAACCGCAAAUCCCUCGGAAAAGGUAUACGCUACAAUUUAAAUCCAUAGUCUGAUUCAUAUUAGGAAGGGAACAUUUUACAGACACAGGCUGUAAACCUGAGAUUUUUUUUUACAUUGUCAUUUUCUUGAUAUAUAUAUAUAUAUUUUGUUUAUUGUGGAUGUCAUUCUCCAACAAAGUAUAAAUUAUAAAAAAAAACAUCACAUUAAUAUGUACAUAUUACAUAUGUUCUAUAAUCUACAUUAACUGAAUUUCUAUUUGUUUAGGUGGAUUUCAUUAGAGCACCCCCAGCAGAACAAUUUGUGGAUGUUCCUUCUGGAGUGAAAUUUCCAGUAUGUCCUAAACAACCUGUCCAGUUCUGUACCACCAAGCUCUCGGAAAAGGUAUUUAAUACUAAUCCAGACUAGUAAACAGAUAUUUUCAAGACAAUUGAAAUAGGGCUACGGAUUGAUAUGAAGGGUUGUAUAUUUAAUGCCAAGCCAUGGAAUGAUUAAUUAAAGUAAGCAUUAAAAGAUUUUAUAAAUUAGUAUCACAUCAAUCAUUAGUUCUAUUGUAGAUUAUUAACUCUUCUACCAUAUAACAAAAUAGCUGAAGUGGAUAAGCAUUAGUCUACUAUGUUUAACCUACUAUGUUUAACCUUUCCAACAACCCCCAAUUAUUUCAUAUAUUGGUUGUUUUAUGCUAAUGAGUGUUCUUCAAAAUAGGUUUACAGAAUGAGUGCACAAAUGUUUUAUGUUAUAAUGUUUUUGCAGCUUUAUAAGCCAAGUCCAUCAUUUGACCUUGAGGAUCCAUAUUGUCGAUUGAUGAGGACAACCUACAAUAACCUGCAUGACCCAUACUUAAAAGAAUAUUACCAGAGUAAAGUACCCCGACAACGGAUUCGUCAGCAGGGAUUUAUCACCAGUGAUGAUAAGGUAGGAUAAAAAAACAAAAACAAGCAACAUGCCACUACCAUUUAAUUUUACACUAACAUAUUGCAUUCAUAAAUUUAACUGAAUGACAUUGAAUUAAAAGAAAAUGUCUUGUUUAGGUUGUUUGCUCUUUAAAAGAGUACAACGAGUACAGGGAGUACCUCUCAAGCAUACAUAGGAAGAAAAUGAAAAACGUAAGUUGGAUUCAGAUUUAUAGUAAAAACAGUCAACAUAGUAGACAAAGUGUAAUUUUCAGUGGGAUGAUAUUUAGCUACUCAAAUUAAAAACAAUUUUAAAAAGAUGAAAUAAUAAUAAUCUGUUUGUUUUUUAGAAGUUAGAGAAACAAGUUAGACAAAAUUCGUCUUCCAACCAAUGA
Messenger RNA from Pelobates cultripes (western spadefoot toad), 1702 nucleotides. Lineage: Eukaryota; Metazoa; Chordata; Amphibia; Anura; Pelobatidae. The record is from the annotation of a GenBank genome assembly.